AUGACUGAGCUACAAGGGGGCCAACCAGGGUCUUUGAGCAGACUCAAUGAUCCAACCGUAGUUGAGAUAAAACCACGCCAGCACGAGAAUGGAAAACCACUGGCCGAACCUGAAAGCGGCCCAAAACCUCCAGCAAAGAACGAUGAACAGCCACACAAUGGGGAGCCAACAGGCACAGACAAUCGUGGAAGUGUUUCGGCAGACAGGCCGCAAGUGCACGGAAUCCCGGAUGGGCAUCCGUAUGACCGUGGAAUUCGGGUAACCCACAUUUGCUGUGAUGUAGAGUCUUCAUCAACAGGGAGUGUGUGGUUUUCAUCUCGACGUUCCAACAAGUCUCGCGAGCAGGCAAUGGAACAGGAGAUCCAUCAAUUACGAUCAGAAGUUGGACGCCAGCGUCAAGUCAUUACUGAGCUACAAGAAGGAAAUUCAUUCACAAAGGACGAAAAUUUCCAACUGCGAGGGAAAAUACGGGAGCUCAAUGGCUUAAUUCGCCGGACACAAGAGAGAGCUUUCGGAGAAAUUGGCCAGGGAAAAUGGGCUUCCCAGCCCGAUAGAGAUGUCCGUGAUGACCUCUCUUUAUUUCAACGUCAACUCAGAGACUGGAGCAAAGAGUACGCCCUGGAUUCCGCAAGUAGCCUGCAGGCAUUAAAAAUGAGCGAGGAAGAGAAGGACGAGUUUCUGUGCAACUUAAGCAAGGUGGUGACACUCAGUGAAAAUGGUAGUAUCCCAGCAACGCUACGGUCAGGGAAAAUGGAACGCCGACUACCAUCUAUCCUGCUAAACGCCCUGGUGGCUCAUGAUAUCUAUACUCAGAUAUUCGACGACCCUUUCUAUUUCUUGGGCCAGUGUAGCAGUUCGGAUGACCAAGAUUCCUCGGUUGAUGGAACUCCUCUUGUUAACGAGACUCUAAACAGAAUCUAUGCGGAGCUAAAGAAUCUUGAUGAACGGGAAGCUCAUAUCUGGCGGUCUCAGUUACUUCGAAUAUACAAUCCACCUGAAGGAAGUUCUCUCGGUGAGAAAGAAAAGCUAGCAGCUAAAAAGAUGCAUUCCCGAGUCCACCGGUGCAGUGACUAUUUUGCCACCAUCUUUCAUACGGGACCAGCUAAAUAUCUCUUCCGAAAGAUUUCCAGCGAGCAGGAAACAACCCGCCUUAAUAAGCUCCGGGAUAUAUUUAUCGAUGCCGGUGAGCUAUCGUCCAGGCUUUGGACUCAACGGACUUAUAUGAAGAGUCAAAAUCUUCCAUCCUUGAAAUUGGAACAGUUCAAAGUUUCAUCCCCGUCCAUGGAAGCCCACCCUUCUCAAGGCCUAGACGAUGACGAAGACAACAAGUUAGACGGCUCGAGGGUAGAGGUGGUCAUACACCCCGCUCUCCUCGCCUUUGGUAAUGAUGACUGUGAGAAUUACCAUAUAGCCCGCGUCUGGGCUAAAGCUGUGGUUUUGCUAAGAGCAACAAGAUGA
Trichophyton benhamiae CBS 112371 is the source of this 1458-nucleotide messenger RNA. RefSeq lists its product as uncharacterized. NCBI's taxonomy places the organism in Eukaryota, Fungi, Ascomycota, Eurotiomycetes, Onygenales, Arthrodermataceae. The transcript has 2 exons. The record is from RefSeq and is a predicted model, not a curated record. Bases 1 to 1458 code for a protein of 485 amino acids.